GUUUCCUUGGAGUAGCAAAGUAAUAGCUAAGCAAAGUAAAAACCAGUGAUUUUCGGUGAAAAGGCAUAUAAAGCAAAUUAAUUUAGUUCAACAGUAAUAUAAAGAAAAUUUGGGAAAAUAAUUAAAAGAUGGCUAAUGUUGAAACAACAGAUGUCGAAACUUUCGCUUUCCAAGCUGAAAUUGCUCAGCUUAUGUCAUUGAUCAUCAAUACAUUCUAUUCAAAUAAAGAGAUUUUCCUUCGUGAAUUGAUUUCAAAUUCUUCUGAUGCUUUAGAUAAAAUUCGCUAUGAAUCAUUAACCGAUCCUAGCAAACUUGAUUCUGGAAAAGAACUUUACAUUAAAUUAAUUCCAAACAAGGCAGCUGGAACAUUGACAAUCAUUGAUACUGGUAUUGGUAUGACUAAAGCCGAUUUAGUUAACAAUUUGGGUACCAUCGCCAAAUCUGGAACCAAAGCUUUUAUGGAAGCUUUACAAGCUGGUGCUGAUAUUAGUAUGAUCGGUCAAUUUGGUGUAGGUUUCUACUCUGCAUAUUUAGUAGCUGAUAAAGUUACUGUUACUUCUAAACACAAUGAUGAUGAACAAUAUACAUGGGAAUCGUCUGCUGGAGGUUCUUUUACAAUAAGAACAGAUCAUUCAGAACCAUUAGGACGUGGUACCAAAAUUGUUCUUCAUAUUAAAGAAGAUCAAGCUGAAUACUUGGAAGAAAGUAAAAUUAAGGCUACAGUUCAAAAGCAUUCCCAAUUUAUUGGAUACCCAAUUAAAUUGUUGGUUGAAAAAGAACGUGAAAAAGAAGUAAGUGAUGAUGAAGCUGAAGAAGCUACAGAAGAAGAAAAAAAAGAUGAUGAACCUAAAUUAGAAGAUGUAGGUGAAGAUGAAGAUGCAGAUAAAGAUAAAAAUAAGAAAAAGAAGAAAACUAUCAAAGAAAAAUAUGUUGAUGAUGAAGAACUUAACAAAACUAAACCCAUUUGGACACGUAAUGCCGAUGAUAUUUCACAAGAAGAAUACGGAGAAUUUUAUAAAUCAUUAACAAAUGAUUGGGAAGAUCAUUUGGCAGUUAAACACUUUUCAGUAGAAGGUCAAUUGGAAUUCAGAGCAUUACUUUUUGUACCAAGACGUGUUCCAUUUGACUUAUUUGAAAAUAAGAAAAAAUGUAAUAACAUCAAAUUAUAUGUUCGUCGCGUGUUUAUCAUGGAAAAUUGCCAAGAUUUAAUUCCCGAGUGGUUGAAUUUCAUUAAAGGUGUUGUAGAUUCAGAAGAUUUACCUUUAAAUAUUUCACGUGAAAUGUUACAGCAAAAUAAAAUUCUUAAAGUAAUUCGAAAGAAUUUAGUGAAAAAAUGUAUUGAACUCUUCGAAGAAUUAAGUGAAGAUAAAGAAGGAUACAAAAAAUUCUAUGAUCAAUUCAGCAAAAAUAUUAAAUUGGGCAUUCAUGAAGAUACACGCAACCGUCAAAAAUUAGCUGAUUUCUUAAGAUUCCACACAUCAGCUUCUGGUGAUGAAUACUGUUCACUUGCCGAUUAUGUUAGCCGUAUGAAGGAAAACCAAAAACAUAUUUACUUCAUCACUGGUGAGAGUAAAGAACAAGUAAGCAACUCAGCCUUUGUUGAACGAGUUAAGAAACGUGGAUUCGAAGUUGUUUACAUGACAGAACCAAUUGAUGAAUAUGUCAUCCAACAUUUGAAAGAAUAUCAAGGAAAACAAUUGGUAUCUGUUACUAAAGAAGGUUUAGAAUUACCAGAGGAUGAAGAAGAAAAGAAAAAGCGUGAAGAAGAUAAAGCUAAAUUUGAAGGUCUUUGCAAACUUAUGAAACAAAUUUUGGAUAAUAAAAUUGAGAAGGUCACUGUAUCAAACCGUUUAGUUGAUUCACCAUGUUGUAUUGUAACAUCCCAAUUUGGUUGGUCUGCUAAUAUGGAACGUAUUAUGAAAGCUCAAGCACUUCGUGAUUCUUCAACAAUGGGAUAUAUGGCUAGUAAAAAGAAUCUUGAAAUCAAUCCAGAUCACCCAAUUAUUGAAACAUUACGUCAAAAAUCUGAAGUAGAUAAAAACGACAAAGCUGUCAAAGAUUUAGUUAUUCUUCUUUUUGAAACAUCAUUACUUUCAUCUGGUUUUUCAUUGGAUAGUCCACAAGUUCAUGCUUCAAGAAUUUACAGAAUGAUUAAAUUAGGUUUAGGAAUUGAUGAGGAUGAACCAAUUGUUAAUGAGGAGGAAAUGCAACAACCUGCAGCAGCUGAGCCCGCAGCUGAUGCUGAAGAUGCUCUUCACAUGGAAGAAGUUGAUUAAGUAGAUAGAAUGAAAUCUGCUUACAAAAUGUAAAGAUCUUAAUUGCACAAUUUUGUUCUACUUUUAAGAUUUUAAUUUUUUUUUUAACAUUUUUAAUUCAAUAAUAAAAUUGUAAUUUUUUUUUGCAUGAGUAUAUGUAAUAUUAUAAAUUAUGUAUAUUUAAUGACAAAAACAGGAUUUUUGUUAUAUAUAUGUGUUAUUGCAUUUUUAAAACGAUAAAAUUAAUUAAAACAUAAAUUAACAUGAUUUGUUAGUUAUACAAAAAAUAAAUCUUAAAUAUUAAGGAAAUUAUUUUAAAAACGAUAAAAAUUGUGCAUACAGUUAGAACUCAAUCUCACAUUUAAAUGCUUCAAAAAUUCUAUGUUUAACAGAAAUUAAAGCAUUCCAUCAAAUUAAUUCCUAACGCUUUUUUUUCAAAAUAUGAAUGAGAAACAAAACAAGUAUUCAAUAAAAUAAUUUUUUGCUAAAAUAA
Molecule: messenger RNA, 2748 nt
Organism: Condylostylus longicornis
Lineage: Eukaryota; Metazoa; Arthropoda; Insecta; Diptera; Dolichopodidae
Product: heat shock protein 83
Exons: 2
Coding region: 129-2276 (715 amino acids)
Biological process (GO): protein stabilization; cellular response to heat; protein folding
Cellular component (GO): perinuclear region of cytoplasm; protein-containing complex; cytosol
Molecular function (GO): disordered domain specific binding; ATP-dependent protein folding chaperone; ATP hydrolysis activity
Source: RefSeq, a predicted model, not a curated record